Molecule: messenger RNA, 2855 nt
Organism: Hemibagrus wyckioides
Lineage: Eukaryota; Metazoa; Chordata; Actinopteri; Siluriformes; Bagridae
Gene: nsun2
Product: NOP2/Sun RNA methyltransferase 2
Exons: 19
Coding region: 140-2476 (778 amino acids)
Biological process (GO): tRNA methylation
Cellular component (GO): nucleus; cytoplasm
Molecular function (GO): tRNA binding; tRNA (cytidine-N5)-methyltransferase activity
Source: RefSeq, a predicted model, not a curated record
UUGUACUUCGGCGCGUGUGUCAUAAGGAGUCCCCACGAGUUCUUCUCUCUUGAGCUGAGUUUACACACAGCAGGAUUUCUUCUUCACAGUCUCAAUAACGCUUCGUAGGUUUAUAUCCCGAGUCGUGUGUUUUUCCAACAUGGGUAAAAGAAACAGGAAUAGACAAAACUUCAAAGAUGGACGACCGGAAGGAAAGAGGAACAGAGAUGAUGCUGGCUGGGGCGCAGGCUAUGCUGAAAUCAUCAAGGAGAACAAGCUGUUUGAGCAGUACUACCAGGAGCUGAAGAUAGUUCCUGAAGGAGAGUUUGAGGGGUUUAUGGAGGCUAUGAGAGAGCCGCUGCCUGCCACCAUCCGCAUCACAGGCUACAAAAGCCACGCCAAAGAGAUCCUACAUACCUUGAAAGAGAAAUACUUUAAAGAAAUCCAGGACCUGGAGAUCGAAGGACAGAAGAUUGAAGCCCCUCAGGCUCUAAGCUGGUACCCAGAUGAACUAGCUUGGCAUACCAACAUGAGCAGGAAGAUCUUGCGCAAGUCUCCGCUUCUGGAGAAGUUCCACCAGUUUUUAGUGAGCGAGACUGAAUCUGGAAAUAUCAGCCGCCAGGAGGCGGUCAGUAUGAUUCCCCCUCUGCUGCUGAAAAUCGAACCUCAUCACAAGAUCUUGGAUAUGUGUGCUGCUCCAGGAUCGAAGACGGCUCAGCUGAUAGAGAUGCUCCAUUCUGAUAUGAAUGUGCCCUUUCCUGAGGGCUUUGUCAUCGCUAACGACGUGGAUAAUAAGCGCUGUUACCUGCUGGUGCACCAGGCGAAGAGGCUGAACAGUCCGUGUAUCAUGGUGGUGAACCAUGAUGCCUCCUGCAUCCCACGCCUGCAAGUGGAGAACAACGGAAAGAAGGACAUCCUGUUCUAUGACCGAGUGCUGUGUGAUGUCCCCUGCAGAACUGCUGUUCUAGGAAAUGAAUGGUCUGGACACCGUGACGUAUUAACCAAACCUCACCUGUGUGUCCACAGCGGAGAUGGAACCAUGCGAAAGAACAUUGAUGUCUGGAAGAAGUGGACGACCAGCAACAGUCUCCACCUCCAUGGGCUGCAGUUGAGGAUUGCGGUGCGUGGCGUGGAGCAGCUGGCUGUAGGUGGGCGGAUGGUUUACUCCACCUGCUCUCUGAACCCCAUCGAGGAUGAAGCAGUAAUCGCCUCGCUGCUGGAGAAGAGUGAAGGUGCCCUCGAGCUGGCGGAUGCCUCUGCUGACCUGCCUGGCCUGAAGUACAUGCCUGGUAUCACGUCCUGGAAGGUGAUGACCAAAGAGGGUCAGUGGUAUUCCGAUUGGUCCGAAGUUCCCACGAGUCGUCACACUCAGAUCAGACCCUCCAUGUUCCCUCCUACUGACCCUGAGAAACUGAAGAGCAUGCAGCUGGAGAGAUGUAUGAGGAUACUACCGCAUCACCAGAACACCGGAGGAUUCUUCGUGGCUGUGCUGGUGAAGAAGGGGCCCAUGCCGUGGAACCGCCGCUUUCCGAAACUUCGGAAUAAAGAGGCCACCAGCACCACCAGCGAGGAAGCGCAGCCUGAGGAGGGAGAGACUGAGACAGCGGCCGAGGGAGACGCCGUUCUGGAAAACACCCCCCAGACCGAGCCUAAGAAAGACGGAGUGUGUGGCCCUCCGCCUUCAAAGAAGAUGAAGCUCUUUGGCUUCAAAGAAGAUCCCUUUGUGUUUCUGACGGAGGAUGACCCAGUCUUCCCUCCUAUCCAAACGUUCUAUGAACUCACUCCAGACUUCCCCAAGCUGAACGUCUUGACCAGGACACACGAGGGAAAGAAAAGACACUUGUACAUGGUGUCCAAGGAGCUCCGCAACGUCCUGCUCAACAACAGCGAGAGAAUGAAGGUGAUCAACACGGGAGUGAAAGUAUGGUCACGGAAUAAUGAUGGAGAGCAGUUUGGCUGUGCCUUCAGACUGGCCCAGGAGGGUAUCUACACUCUGUGCCCCUACAUCAGAGCACGUGUCCUCACCAUUAGCCUGGAGGACGUGAAGGUCCUUUUGACUGAGGAGAAUCCUUUCCUCAGCAGGCUGAGUGAUGACGCUCACGCCCAGGCCAAGAAACUCGAAAUGGGCAGCAUCGUCCUAAGAUAUGAACCUGAUCCGAAUGAUCCCAGCGCUCCUCAGUGCCCCAUAGAUCUGUGCGGUUGGAGAGGAAAGACCUCCAUCAGGGCUUUCGUGGCCCGAAACGAGCGUCUCCACUACCUGCGCAUGGUGGGUGUGGAGGUCUUCCGUGACAAGCAGGGCAAGAAGGAGGGAGGUGCAGCAGAAGCUCAGGAAGGAGGUGAGGCAGAAGCUCAGGAAGGAGAUGCGAUAAAGGAGACAGAGACAGGACAAGAAGAAGGACAAGAGGACGAGGGGAUGCGGAAGGAGAACUCUGACACGGAACAGAACGGAUCCUCAGAAUCCAAAAGUAACGGAGCGGAGGAAGCGAGCAGCACUUGAGACUGGGAAUUCUUCACUUGGACUGAACCGAACUGGGUGGGGGAGUGGAGGUGCUCCUGCCAUUACUUCACCCCCUUUUUUUUGUAGAAGAAACGUGUAUCAGGCUGUAAUAUAGCUAAGCAGCAAGUCUCUGUGGAAUUGAGACACUGAAGUUUGGUUCUAUUUUUUUUGUAAGCGUAUAUUUUAUUUUAAGAUCUAAUUAGACUGUUGAGACUUUUGUCUGCCAAUGGCUUAAUGUCGAUCAAGCCACUUCAGUGACCCAGACCCUGAAUUUGCCGGUGUUUUUAUUUUGUUUUGACCCAAAAUGCAUUUCAUUCAACACCCAUGGAAGUGUUCUAUAGAAUGUAAAUAAAACUUUUAAUAAAAGCUUGAAAUGUAA